CGUUGUGUGCCGAUCGUCCGGACCGGAGAGAUCAUGGCUGCCAUUCGCUGCUUAUCAUGGAUUGGUCUGUUCUGUUUUGCGAUUGCAACGCAGUCCAUUCUCGGUGCAGUUUUCCGUUGCGGUGACGAUUCGGUGUUCGAUGGUCGUGUCACGGAAUGGCAGCCCCGCAGUCCGGAACAGACCCUGUACGCCUACGUUCGCUGCCUGAACGAUUCGUCGGCCAACGUUGAGAUGAAGACCCGCUGGGUGCGAUGGCAGCCGGAUGAUUCUCCUGAAAGCCAGUGCUACGUAAAGUGUGUCAGUGAAGAACUUCGGUUAUUCGAUACGAAGCAGCGACGGUUUCGUCCUGAGCGAUUCAUUGAACAAGCGGAAGCAUACUAUAGUGCUGAUGCUGCUAAACUGCAAGCCUUGAAGCAGGAUGCUGAACCGAUGCUAGCUGGUGAGCUUAAUGAAGUCACCUGUCAAUCGGUGUUCCUCAAGUAUGCUGAAUUCUACAGCAAACAUGCGGAAAUAAUUCUUCGUAUGUUUCAUGGACACUAUAAGGAUAUUGGAGUAACCUAUCAACGACUAGGGGACCAAGUGAAACAGAUCGGUCAAACCUUUAUGGAUUACUGCGAGAAGCGACAUGAACGCCAUCUGGAUGCAACUAACAGGUGCCCAUCGGUUCCGCUAUUGGAUUGCAUCCUUCGUGGAUUCCGUUGGAUUACCGAAGAAAAUGAACUGAACGUCAACGAGGUUCGUCGUGACUAUGGCAUGGCUGGCUACGAAGUCGAUGCAGAACAGUGUGAAUCAUCGGCGACGGUCGAUGCCCGUGCGCUGUAUCACUGCCUGCGAGAUAAAGGCGCAGAGAAGCUGGACCGGGUGAUAAGCGAACGCAACCAGCGGACGGCUCGUUACUUCGAUAUGUCGUCCCAGGAGGAACCGUGGAAGUCGGCGGUGGAGUUCGCUAACAAUUUAGUCUAGCGUCGCUGACAAAUCAAUUAGUUCCGCAGGUGAUGACGGUGAAAGCAAUUCAAAAUUGCUUAGAUGCCAUCAUCGUUCGGAAAGUUUGAUUUGACAUUGAUUAAUAAUUAGUAAUUAUAUUAUUUUACACGACUUUUAUGCUAGUUUCAAUGAGAUCUGAACCAAUGCUGUUCGUGUCAUAAUGUAGAAGAGCUCUAAUUUGACCAAAUACCAUUUACCUGAUUGAUAUUUUAGAAUAAGUUACAAAACUUUAGCAUUUAAUAAAAACUGAAAACACCAUCAAUAUUGACUAAAAAGAAUUGAACCUAA
Messenger RNA from Sabethes cyaneus, 1272 nucleotides. RefSeq names its product 37 kDa salivary gland allergen Aed a 2-like. Gene Ontology annotation, molecular function: odorant binding. Gene Ontology annotation, biological process: sensory perception of smell. Bases 34 to 963 code for a protein of 309 amino acids. The record is from RefSeq and is a predicted model, not a curated record. The transcript has 2 exons. NCBI's taxonomy places the organism in Eukaryota, Metazoa, Arthropoda, Insecta, Diptera, Culicidae.